Messenger RNA from Camellia sinensis, 1730 nucleotides. Its product is annotated as F-box protein At3g12350. Gene Ontology annotation, biological process: SCF-dependent proteasomal ubiquitin-dependent protein catabolic process; gibberellic acid mediated signaling pathway. Gene Ontology annotation, molecular function: protein binding. The record is from RefSeq and is a predicted model, not a curated record. Lineage: Eukaryota; Viridiplantae; Streptophyta; Magnoliopsida; Ericales; Theaceae. Gene Ontology annotation, cellular component: SCF ubiquitin ligase complex; cytoplasm.
AUUGCUCCAAGCAAAAUCGCCACCAAAUUUUAAGAAUCUUGGCACCCUUCUAAGAAUCUUCCCAGCUCCCAAACAAACACCAUCUUCCCCUUCUCUCUCCACCUCUCUCGUGUCUGAGCCCUAGAAUUUAUCCAAGUAAACCAAGAUUCCAUUCCUCUUUAAUCUCAGACAACAAAGAAUAAGAAUUCAAUUCCAUGACGAAUCUCAAUGACUCAAAUCUCAAAACCAAUUCAAUUUCGUUCUCCGAUUUCCCAGAAGACGUUCAGCUCUGUAUCCUGUCAUUCCUCACUCCCUCCGAGAUCGCCACUUUCGCCUGCACUUCGAAGCGUUUCGUCUCUCUCUGCCGGAGCGACAACAAGCUCUGGUUCUCUCUCUGCGAUCGCCGUUGGGGAUCCAAAACCCAGAUCAAGAAAUGGGGCAACGGCAAAGUCACCUUCAAACAGCUCUACAAAACCCUAAUCGAGUACGAAGACCUGAUCGGAUUCUGGCGGCGGAGCGGCCACGACAACAACGCCGGAUUCAGCCGUCCUCCGCCUCUCGUGUUCUUCGAAUGGGGCCCCUCGUUCGUCAACGGCUCUAGGGUUUCGCCGUCGAAAACCGGCACCUAUAGGGUCUUAAAGGCUCCAUUUUUGUGGCUAAGUAUCAUGCCCAGUGGUUCACCUGUGAGUUUUCUCGAUCCCGAGUGUAAAUUCGAAUUAUCUAGUGAUUUUGUUAAAUCAGCUGAAUUGGGUUUGCUAGAGAACGAAUUAGUACCAGUUAAUGUUAGUUUUAUGGGGAAGAUUUAUAUGGUUGUUGAGGAAAAUCUGAGCUUUGUGUAUUCGAAUUUGAAUUCGCCGGAGGGAAGGAAAAUUGGGUUUAGGAGGAAUUCGAGUUUGGGGAAUUUGAAGGGAGAGGAUUAUGGGGUUGUGGAGAGUGGGUCCUCAGGGAGCUUACCGGACCGGUUCACAUCGGAGAUUUAUCAGUACUUUGCAAACAGGACAAGUCCAGUUGGGGAGAGGGCGUUGAGGAGGCAGAGGAGGAGAGAGAAGGAGAGGCAGGGGAGGAGGAAGUGGGAGCCAGAGCAUUUCGUGAAGAUUGUUAAUUGCUCGCCAUCGCCAUCGAAACCUUUACAAGGUUUAUGGAAGGGUAUUUGUGAUGACAUGAACUUGGAUUUUUAUCUCGUGGCAUAUGAUGACAUUGGAGGCAUUGCAUGCCGAAGGGUUGGAGACUCGUUUCAGCCUUUCUCCAACUAUUCCCCAGUCUUUUGGACACCAAACACAACAUUCAUUGAGCCUCCAUUUUCAUCUGAAGAAGAAUAUUUAUAUGAUAGUCACAUACAUCUUCGGCCAGUUGCAGCAGCUCUUUCCAUUCAAGGGCAACCACCUUGGAUAGAAAAUGAAGUGGUCUCACGCAUUCUUUACAUUAAUUCAAGUUAUGAUCUGGUAAUUCCAGACCUGGCAGGAGCUUCUGCGAAUCCUCAGCGUGUGGAGGGAAGAAUAUGGCAGUAUAAGAAUGGAACAUUUGGAUUUGGGUUUCUUCGGAACAAUUACAUUAUCGAUCUCAAGCAUAUUGCACAAGAUGGUUGUAUUCUUGAUACAAUGAAAACUUGUAGUGUUUGAUAUCCUUGCUUAGGAUUAUUAUGUACAGAACUUCUUGUAGCUAGAUGCCAUUCAUUUACUGUGGCUGUGUAACAUAAUUACCAUCAAACUAAUAAUAUCGAUUCUUUUAGUUAAUAUAAAUGUCCUUUCAUA